Molecule: messenger RNA, 1434 nt
Organism: Daktulosphaira vitifoliae (grape phylloxera)
Lineage: Eukaryota; Metazoa; Arthropoda; Insecta; Hemiptera; Phylloxeridae
Product: arrestin domain-containing protein 3-like
Exons: 7
Coding region: 485-1345 (286 amino acids)
Biological process (GO): protein transport
Cellular component (GO): cytoplasm
Source: RefSeq, a predicted model, not a curated record
GAGGGACAUAUGUAUCCGUGUUAAUAACUCUAAAAAUAAGUUGUAACAACAUAAAUUACCAGAGUCUUUAAGAAUUAUUUUUUUAACCAAAAUAAAUUUACACUCUUAAUGAAAAGAGCAGAAGUAUUCAUUUGAUGUUUCCAUGCGCACACAAGGCAUACGUAGCAUUAACACCCCCUCGCGGGAUUUCCCAGGGGAUGCUACUGUUUGGCGCCGUUUGUAUACUUGCAUUUUCAGUAAGCGCUGUGACGUUGGUGACUGCGGUGUUUUUUAUGUUUAGUUAGUUUUUUGAGGCGCGGGAAUUGCAAUUGAUAUUAUUUAUAUCACUAAUUCAUUUGUAGUUGUUCUCUUAUCAAUAUUAAAUGAAAUAGAUUUCACUCAGCAUUGGAUUUUCGACAAAAAUAAAAUGAAUUUAUCAUUGGACCACUUCGUCAAAAAUGUUUACCAAAUAAAAACUAUUUGUUGAUAUUAUUUCAUAAAUAUCAUGGACUACAUAAGAGAAUUUGAUAUUAGAUUAGACAAAGAAAUGUUCUACGCUGGAGAAAUAUUAGAAGGUCAUGUUGUACUGGAUACAAUUGAAAACUUUAAACUAAAAACUAUGCGAAUAGUUCUCAGAGGUAAAGCUCAUGCUGAAUGGCAAAUUUUGGUUAGUGGUGAUCGGUCAGCAGUAAAAGAUGACCAAUACUUUAUUGAUAAUAGAUCACUUAUAUUCGGGAAAGCAGAUCGACAUGACGGUCCUGUUCCCAUAUUGCCACGUGGGAUUCAUCAUUUUCCAUUUAGGUUUCAAUUACCUCAAAGCUCAUUACCGUGUUCAUUUGAAAGCAAGCCAGGUUAUGUUAGAUACUAUAUAAAGGUGACACUUGAUAUUCCUUAUGCGUCGCCUCCUCAAGGGAUGAAAUAUUUUACUAUAAUAGGACCGCAUAUAGACUGUAUGGAUGAUCAAUAUCUCAAACCUAUUGGAGCUUUAGAAAAACGGUCCAAAUGUUGUAUGUGUUGUAAAAGCAAUAGAAUUGUAUUGCAAUGUCAAUUAGAAAGAACAGCAUACGUCUGUGGGGAAGCACUACGCCUGAAAGCUAACAUAAAAAAUCAAAAUAAUAAAGAAAUAAGACUUAAGAUUAGACUUUUUCAGAAUGUUCAUUAUUCUAUUGAACGGGGUAUACUAGGAGUACAAAAUCAAAAGGACGUUCAACAUUUAGUGUUGGAGUAUAUCGGUGAACCAAUACAAACUGGAUGUGAGUCUCAAUGGGAUUCAGCAGACGGACUUAUUUUACCGGUGAUGCCACCAACAUUGAUAGGGAUAUGUCGACUUCUACAAAUAUAUUAUGUACUCAAGGUACUAACAUAAUUAAGAAAUUAUGUAGUAAAAAUUUUUAUUAUCACAUUCCUUAGUAAUAUAAUCAAAACCUGGGUAUUAGUCAAAAAUAUUUCUGAAAA